This is a messenger RNA of Dinoponera quadriceps, 1532 nucleotides long. Its product is annotated as nucleolar protein 58-like. Lineage: Eukaryota; Metazoa; Arthropoda; Insecta; Hymenoptera; Formicidae. Gene Ontology annotation, molecular function: DNA binding. The record is from RefSeq and is a predicted model, not a curated record. Bases 552 to 1298 code for a protein of 248 amino acids. Gene Ontology annotation, biological process: regulation of DNA-templated transcription. The transcript is spliced from 5 exons.
AUAUGUGUUCAACUUUGUGUAAAUGUGUAAUUAUUAAUCUUUUCACAAAGGCUAUAUCAGAUGUAUGGCUACAGCACUGAUGAAUAUAUAUAGUGAAAUUAAUAGGAUAAUUGACAUCUGCUACUUCAUAUUGAUAUUUCGCAGAUAUUUUAUCAAAUAAUGACAGCAUUCUCAACGCAACGUUGAGCGUAACGGUAUAUUAAUACUCACAUAUUAAAUCAUCAACAAAGAAACGUAUCAUAAACAAGGGGAAAUUAGAUAAGUAUGGAAAGCCAACUGAAAACACACCGGUUGAGUGGUUAGAAAGCUGUACUUAUUAUUCCGAAAAUAAAUCAACAGAAUGAACGGUAACAAUUAAGGCAAGUUGUAAUUAUAAUUACGUAGUAAGUUCCAAAAGUUUCCGGCCUAACAUACAAAAUAUGUGCCAAUUUUAAUAUGCCGUUCGUGACACAUAGUGCCAUCUGUGGAGAAUAUAGUGCACCAGUUUUAACUCUUGUGUUAGUCGGUUGGAGACAGUGUUGAGAUAAGUUGUCGCACGUGCUGUGGCUAAAAUGUCGAAAAUAGAGUACCGCGCUGUAAUAAAGUUUUUGACCAAAGAAGGAUUUUCCCCAAGUAUAAUUAAAGAGCGAUUGGAUGGUGUUUAUGGAGAAGCUUCUCCGUCAUAUUCAACCGUAAAAGAAUGGGCUAAACAGUUUCGCCUAGGAAGAGAGUCCAUUAAAGAUGAUCCUCGCAAAGGUCUGCCAGUGGAAGUAAUGACGGAGCAAAAUAUGUCUCUUGUCGAGGAGGAAUUGCUCAAUGACGAACAGUUGAAGUUGAGGGAAAUUUCAGCAAAGUUGGGACUUUCUAAAUCAACCGUUUUUCGAAUUAUUCACGAGAAGCUUCUUACAAAAAAGACUGAAAAUAACAACAUUGACAAAGUUGAUAACAAGCGGAAAAGGGAAAGUGAUACAAUAGACAUAGCAGAUGUACUUGUAAAAUCAGAAGAAAUAAUAAUUAAAAUGGAAUAUCCAGAAACAUUAUCACCAAAAGAUGAAAAGAAAGAAAAUAAGAGAAAGAAGAAAAGAAAGGAAAAGCUGUGUGCAGAAAACAAAGGUUCGACAAUAAUGGAAAGUGAUAUCUCUGUAAAAGAAGAAAGAGAAGAAAUAGAUGAAGAACCAAAAGAUGAAAAGAAAGAAAAUAAGGGAAAGGAAAGAAGAAAGGACAAACAGUGUGCAGAAAGUAAAGAUUUGACAAUGAUAAAUGAUAUUUGUAUAAAGAAAGAAAAAGAUGAAAUAGAUGAAGAAUUUGGACUGAGCUGAGAAUUUAUAUUACAAAAAGAAAUUUUUAUUUUUAAGUGAAAAUAUGUAUAUUAAUAUAUCCAACCGGUUUUUAAUAUUCAAACAUUUUGUUAGGUAUUUUACCCCAAUUUAACCAUAAAAUUUAAUAUGACCUACGUAAAAUGUGUAAUUAUUAAGUUUUUCCCUACGGUUACGUUAGAUGUACGGCUACAUUAAUAUAAGUCGAAUAAAAAUUACAAUCGAUUAUUCUCUUCA